AUGCCCCUCCCAACGCUCCUCCUCACCCUCACCCUCACCCUCCCCCUCCUCACCCUCUCCGCCCCCACAAUCCAAACAACCUCCUUCUUCACCCUCACCGCCGCCCGCUCCGCCAGCCCCCUGCACUUCGCCUCCAUAACCGCCAACGAAACCGGAAUCUGGAUCGGGAAACCCUCUUCGAAUUACUGCCCCGGCGUGGAAAAUCAAACCUGUCCCGAUCCUUCCCCUUAUACCGAGUUCACUCUCAAUAAUGGGAUUCUCGGGUUGGGCGUGCAGGUGAAGGGGGGGCAGCAGAUUUACGUCGAUUAUAACGGCCGCGUCCGCUACACCCUCGCCAACGACGGGUAUAUCCCCAACGGCGCGUACAUUUCCGGUUGGAGUUUGGAGAUGGGCGAGAGUUUUGGGAGGUUGGAGUGGGUGAAUGGGACCAUGUUUUGUGGUUUGAUUCCUGGGAAUGCGAGUGUCGGGCCUUGGGGGCUUUUUGCGAAAGUCCCGUAUGUGGAGUUUGGGGCCGAGUGUCUGGGAGCGAGCCUUUUGGUGAGUGGGAAUUUGAGUGUGGCGAAUGCUUAUCAGUAUGUUUGA
Molecule: messenger RNA, 582 nt
Organism: Pseudocercospora fijiensis CIRAD86
Lineage: Eukaryota; Fungi; Ascomycota; Dothideomycetes; Mycosphaerellales; Mycosphaerellaceae
Exons: 2
Coding region: 1-582 (193 amino acids)
Source: RefSeq, a predicted model, not a curated record